GGCGCUAGGACCCGCGGGGGCCUCCCAGGCCGCCGCGCCUCCCGCUCCCCACCUCCUCAAUCCCAGCCUUCCCCCCCAAAAUGAGGAAGCGGAGCAACUUGCGCCAAGUUGUGCAGCCGGGGCCGCCUCGGGGUGCGCAGCCGGCGCGCGGGGGCCCUCCUGGGGGCGGGCGCGGGGUGCAGCCCAGGGGCGACCCCUGAACAGGAGAACCUGCUUUUGCUUGCAUACCCGCGUGCCUGUGGGUACCUGUGUCCACCUGUGUGUUUCUGUGUGUACAUGGAUCAGUAUGCGUGGGAGCCCUCGCUUCCUCCACGCCUGGCACCCCUCACCCAUCUCAGCCAGGAUGCCAACGAGGCGCUGGGCCCCAGGCACCCAAUGCAUCACCAAGUGUGAGCACACGCGCCCCAAGCCCGGGGAGCUGGCCUUCCGCAAGGGUGACGUGGUCACCAUCCUGGAGGCCUGCGAGAACAAGAGCUGGUACCGCGCCAAGCACCACGCCAGCGGGCAGGAGGGGCUGCUGGCGGCGGGCGCACUGCGGGAGCGCGAGGCCCUCUCUGCGGACCCCAAGCUCAGCCUCAUGCCGUGGUUCCACGGGAAGAUCUCGGGCCAGGAGGCUGUGCAGCAGCUGCAGCCGCCCGAGGACGGGCUGUUCCUGGUGCGAGAGUCCGCGCGGCACCCGGGCGACUACGUGCUGUGCGUGAGCUUCGGCCGUGACGUCAUCCACUACCGUGUGCUGCACCGCGACGGCCACCUCACCAUCGACGAGGCGGUCUGCUUCUGCAACCUCAUGGAUAUGGUGGAGCAUUACAGCAAGGACAAGGGGGCCAUCUGCACGAAGCUGGUGAAACCCAAGAGAAAGCAGGGCACCAAGUCAGCGGAGGAGGAGCUGGCCAAGGCCGGCUGGUUACUGAACCUGCAGCAUUUGACGUUGGGAGCGCAGAUCGGAGAAGGAGAGUUUGGAGCCGUCCUGCAGGGUGAGUACCUGGGACAGAAGGUGGCCGUGAAGAACAUCAAGUGCGACGUGACAGCCCAGGCCUUCCUGGACGAGACGGCGGUCAUGACGAAGAUGCAGCAUAAGAACCUGGUGCGUCUGCUGGGUGUGAUCCUGCACCAGGGCCUCUACAUCGUCAUGGAGCACGUGAGCAAGGGUAACCUGGUGAAUUUUCUACGAACGCGGGGCCGGGCCCUUGUGAACAUCCCCCAGCUCCUGCAGUUUUCCCUGCACGUGGCCGAGGGCAUGGAAUACCUGGAGAGCAAGAAGCUGGUGCACCGAGACCUGGCCGCCCGGAACAUCCUCGUGUCCGAGGACCUGGUGGCCAAGGUCAGCGACUUUGGCCUGGCCAAAGCCGAGCGGAAGGGGCUGGACUCCAGCCGGCUUCCAGUCAAGUGGACGGCACCCGAGGCUCUCAAACACGGGAAGUUCUCCAGCAAGUCGGACGUCUGGAGUUUCGGGGUGCUGCUGUGGGAGGUCUUCUCAUACGGCCGGGCUCCAUACCCCAAGAUGUCGCUGAAGGAGGUGUCAGAGGCCGUGGAGAAGGGGUACCGCAUGGAGCCCCCCGAGGGCUGCCCGGGUCCCAUCCACGCCCUCAUGGGCAGCUGCUGGGAGGCUGAGCCCGCUCGCCGGCCGCCCUUCCGCAAACUGGCUGAGAAGCUGGCCCGGGAGCUGCGCAGCGUGGGCACCUCGGCCCCCAACGGGGGGCAGGAUGCAGACGGUCCCACCUUGCCCCGCAGCCAGGAGCCCUGACCCUGCCCGCGGGGCCUCGGGCCCCAGAGAACUGAGACAGUGGGGGGCACAGGGUGGGGACUCGGGCCAGGCCUGAGGAGCGGCAGGGCCAGCAAGCUGCCCGCCCGGCUCACAUCACAGGGGCAGGCUGCGUCGGGGUUGGGGUGGGGGCUCUGGGCAGCCCGUGGGCACCACGGCCCCAGGGAAGUGAAGGAUUAGCGCCUGGAUAAAGACUGGUUCCAAGGAC
This is a messenger RNA of Orcinus orca (killer whale), 1970 nucleotides long. It is a transcript of the gene MATK, whose product is annotated as megakaryocyte-associated tyrosine kinase. The record is from RefSeq and is a predicted model, not a curated record. The transcript has 14 exons. NCBI's taxonomy places the organism in Eukaryota, Metazoa, Chordata, Mammalia, Artiodactyla, Delphinidae. Gene Ontology annotation, biological process: protein phosphorylation. Bases 287 to 1744 code for a protein of 485 amino acids. Gene Ontology annotation, molecular function: ATP binding; protein binding; protein tyrosine kinase activity.